UUAUUAUUGUUAGCAGUACUAUUGGAACCUUGGGCUUAGUCUUAUAUAUUGCAAAAUAUGAUUUUCUAUAUUCUUCUUCUAACAGCUUCAGUUUCAGCGGAGACUGCUGAAACUCUAGAAUACAUGCAGUCUCAGACAGCUCUAGUAGCAGAACUAAGCUUGGAGGGACGGGUAACCGACUGCCUUCUUAGGUCCUACUGCCUAGUUGGAGCACAUGGGGAUACAGGCAGUCAAGUUGCUAAGGGAAUAGCUGACUCCUACGCUGUGUUCAGCGAGGUGAUGAAUACAGUGAAGGGAAGUGAGAAGCUCGUCAACAUGAAUAAACUUAAGUCCAGUUUUGAACUCGGGGCUAGCUCAACAGAUUCAGAGAUAUGUGGACAGGUGUUCAGAUGUGAGCUAGAGGAGAACUUUGACCUACCUGAACAGCAACCUAGGUUGCCUGAGUGCUCUAAUAUUGGGGCUGUUUGUCCAGGGGCUGCUAUUGGUUGUACACUUUGUGGAAUGUUCCUGCCCGGUACAUGUGGUACACUCUGCCCUAUGGCCGGGAUCUUCUGCGGCGCCAGCGGAUACUUUUGUAUGCUCAAACCUAAACCAUAAAUCAGCUGAUUCAACAAAAUUUCAAGAUGGCGUCCAUUUCAAAAUUCAAAUUAUAAUUUAAGUUGUAGUUACUGACUUAGACAGUUUCCACUAAAAUUAAAAGUAAAUUUUUCUAAAAUUUCUGAGGCAUC
Eurytemora carolleeae is the source of this 728-nucleotide messenger RNA. RefSeq lists its product as uncharacterized. The transcript is spliced from 5 exons. The coding region runs from base 58 to 597 and encodes 179 amino acids. The record is from RefSeq and is a predicted model, not a curated record. NCBI's taxonomy places the organism in Eukaryota, Metazoa, Arthropoda, Copepoda, Calanoida, Temoridae.